Messenger RNA from Saccoglossus kowalevskii, 727 nucleotides. RefSeq names its product TNF receptor-associated factor 2-like. NCBI's taxonomy places the organism in Eukaryota, Metazoa, Hemichordata, Enteropneusta, Harrimaniidae. Gene Ontology annotation, cellular component: cytoplasmic side of plasma membrane. Gene Ontology annotation, molecular function: tumor necrosis factor receptor binding; zinc ion binding. The record is from RefSeq and is a predicted model, not a curated record. Gene Ontology annotation, biological process: regulation of apoptotic process; signal transduction; regulation of canonical NF-kappaB signal transduction.
AAAGAAAUGAUGCUAUAUCUGGUCGUACUACAUCCAUCUACUCACCAUGCUUUUUCACCAGUCGUCAUGGUUACAAGAUGUGUGCUCGAGUAUAUCUGAAUGGAGAUGGAAUGGGCAAGGGCAACCAUGUCUCCCUGUUCUUUGUCAUCAUGAGGGGUUCAUUUGAUGCACUGUUAAGAUGGCCAUUCAGACAAAAGGUCACUUUCAUGCUGCUGGAUCAAAACAACCGAGAACAUGUCAUCGACGCAUUUCGUCCAGACCCUACAUCGAAUUCCUUCAAGCGUCCUACUGGUGACAUGAAUAUUGCCAGCGGCUGCCCUUUAUUCAUGCCUCUGUCUCAACUGGACAGCAGUCGUCAUGCUUAUGUAAAAGACGACUGUAUGUUUAUCAAGGUGAUCGUAGACACUACUGAUAUAAACUAAUUUAUAUGGCCAUCCAAGUAUCCUACCAGCGACAUGAAUAUUUCCAGCGGCUGCCUGUUAUUCAUGUCUCUAUCUCAACUGGACAGCAGUCGUCAUGCUGACGUUAACGACAACUGUAUGUUUAUCAAGGUGAUUGUAGAUACAACCAAUUUAAAUCAAUUUAUAUCGUUUAAGUAUUCUAUCGGUAACAUGAAUAUUUCCAGUGGCUGCCCUUUAUUCAUGCCUCUGUCUCAACUGGACAGCAGUCGUCAUACUGACGUUAACGACAACUGUAUGUUUAUCAAGGUGAUUGUAGACGCAACCAA